CGCAGAAUCCGAGUAUAAACUUGCAAAGGAGGCCCUCUUCCUUACCACCCAGACAGCCGAAGAUGGUGGUGAAAUUAGCCACACCCUUCUCUUUUCAGGUAUAGGAAUCCUCUUGCGGGUAUCGGUAUAUACAUUGGAGCCAAAGAAUACUUUGUGAAGGUGAAAAUAUGGCUGAUGAGGAUAGAGAUCUUAUUGAGAUCUUGGAAGAACACAACCCAGUUGAUAUGGCCAAAUAUAUCAAUUACGUCAGCGCGCCGCAGGCUGGUGCCAUCGCGACAUUUUCCGGAACAACUCGCGACACAUUUGAGGGUAAAACAGUCUUGGAGCUCCGGUAUGAAGCGUACGUGCCGAUGGCUGUACGGUGCAUCAAGUCUGCAUGUCAAUCGGCUAGAUCAUCCUGGAAUCUCAUGUCCAUCGCAGUUGCCCACCGCCUUGGCCCUGUCCCUGUUGGAGAAACGAGUGUCUUCAUCGCAGUAUCAUCGGUUCACCGUGACGAUGCGCUGGAUGCUUGUAAGUUUCUGAUUGACGAAAUAAAGGCAUCUGUCCCCAUUUGGAAGAAAGAGGUAUACACCAAUGGAGAGGUCUGGAAGGAGAAUAAGGAAUUUUUGGAAAGGAAGUCGGAGCUCGAGAAAGGUGCUCGGGACGAAUAUCGCUGCAGGAAAAAAUUAGAGAGCAACAAGCCGAACGGGCAUGGCUGUUGCGGUGCUAAAGUCAAGAUAGAUGAUGGCUGUGAUGGAGACAAGAGAGAGGCUGAGUGAGAGAAGAUUGUAAUUUACUUUUGGUGCUUUUAGCAUUUUCCUUCAUCUAGUGCAGACCAUUAUAACUUAGAAGGAUUGUGACGUAGUUCUCUGAGGUUGUAAUGUCCGAGGAAUGUAUGUCGGCCUCGUCAAAUCUGCAAGUGAUUAUGCUGAGAAACAUGCGGGAUGGAAUGGGAUACCGAAGUUUCUUUCUUUGCUGUUUAUUACAGUGCUCAAACAUGUUUCAAGGGAUGCAGAAUUUUCCAGUA
This is a messenger RNA of Syzygium oleosum, 1006 nucleotides long. RefSeq names its product molybdopterin synthase catalytic subunit. The record is from RefSeq and is a predicted model, not a curated record. Lineage: Eukaryota; Viridiplantae; Streptophyta; Magnoliopsida; Myrtales; Myrtaceae. Gene Ontology annotation, molecular function: molybdopterin synthase activity. Gene Ontology annotation, biological process: Mo-molybdopterin cofactor biosynthetic process. The transcript is spliced from 3 exons. Bases 168 to 758 code for a protein of 196 amino acids. Gene Ontology annotation, cellular component: cytosol.